This is a messenger RNA of Micropterus salmoides (largemouth bass), 1407 nucleotides long. RefSeq lists its product as uncharacterized. The transcript is spliced from 6 exons. The annotation marks the transcript as partial. Lineage: Eukaryota; Metazoa; Chordata; Actinopteri; Centrarchiformes; Centrarchidae. The record is from RefSeq and is a predicted model, not a curated record.
CAAAUAAGGGCAUGUGGUUUGUCCGUGUCAGGCUGUCCUCUACAAACAUGUAACUCACUUCUAACUGUAUUCACUGAGACAGCACCUUGCACUGAGAAGGAAACAGAGUCAACUGCAUCUGAUAGACGUCUUUCUCCACCAAAAUCCGGUUGGCAGCAGCAGUGAGGAUGGCUGUCCUGUACUGGAUGGCUGUAACGCUGGGUUUGUUCCUGUCUGCUGGAAACAGUUUGGCUGAUGUGGACCAGAACGAACUUGCAGGAAUUGUAAAAGAAAUCUUGAACAAGUAUAGACCAAGCUACACGGGCAGCAAAGGCCAAAGAAGAGAACCCAUGUUCAGUCUGGCUGUAAGCAUCCCAUACAACAGUGACAGGAAAAUGUAUGACAUCAGUCAAGUGACUGACACUGGUGAACAAGUCUGGCAAAGUAUUUUGAAGAGAUGUGAUGUGUACACCAGUCAGAGGAUGGUCGCAGCUACAGUUCUGAGAUGGCCCAAUGUUGUGGAUCAGUGUCCUGAGGGACGUGUGCAAUGGUCUAUUCCAGCAAAAUGUGGUCAAACGUGGGCUGAUGUUAAAAAAAACUGUCCUACAGAAAUUGAAGAUGGCAGAGCUGAUCAUGCAGAGUACCGUACUCUACAAAACUUUAAUACCUUGGUGAGCGAUCAUGACAAAAAUGAUUUAUUGCUUUUCUACGUUCUUGCUUCCCCGUGUGAUAAAAGAUGUGCAAGUGAAUCGAGUCGCUGGAACAUUCUCAACAGCAUAAAAAUGAUUAAACAGUGGAAGAACUAUGCUGUGGUGUUUUCCAAUGUAUUCAAGCCGCGUGGUAGUAAAUCCAUACCUGAACAAGACCUACGUGGAGCCAUUGAGCGGCUUGGUCAGUCAGUUGGUCUGAGCAAUAUAUUCCGUUGCAACGGAGAUGUGGUGCAGUGCACAAGCUGCUCUAGUGGUACACAAGUUACACCCUAUUGUUAUUCAGAGGAACUACAACCUUCCCCCACAAAUAUAGCAGAUGUUGUGUCCUCCCAAAGUGGGCUUGAUAGCAAUAAUGGAAAUGAUGAGUCUGAUACAGGUGAAAGCAUUUCCCCACCACAAACAGAUCCUAGUUAUGGCAAUGAAAAUAAUUUAGAUGAAGGAGGUGUGUCCUCCCAAAGUGAGCUUGAUAGCAAUAAUGGAAAUGAUGGUUCUAACACAGGUUUAAGCAUCUCCCCUUCACAAACGGGUGAUAAUUAUGGCAAUGGAAAUUUUGAUUUUAAAACAGGUGGCAGAAAACCGAGUGGCAGCAGCAUUAGUAAAAACACAAAAGAGGACAGGCGCAAAGGAGGAAAAGGGAGAGGAAUGAGCAGACGGAAAGGAGGAAAAGGGAGAGGAAUGGGCAGACGCAAGGGAGGAAAAGGUAGAGGAAUGGGCUGGC